AUGAAUGAGUACUCCAUGUAUAUUCAACAUGAUUGGGAUGAAUGCAUCAGAUCUGUCGAAAACCGUGUUUGGAUAUCUGUCAAGCCGAGAAAUGGUCCCAGUGUACAUGGUCAUUUGCAAUGCAAAUCGCACAAGCUCAAUGGAAUACCUAUUAUACAAGGGUCGAAUGGGUUUGAAGUUGAAUCGGUAUCGUCACAUGCCAUUCAAGUAAAGCAUUUGUCAUGUCCAUCGGUCACAUUAUUAUCACCGUACAGAGUUUUCAAAGAUGUCCAUAAUGCUAGCGUGACAUCAUUGGAUGUAGUCGGUGGCCAGUGUGUGUCUGCCUCAGAUAGUGUUUUGAAGUCUUGGAGUAGCUUAGAUCACGAAAAAGAAAAAGAAGUUACAAUGACUGGACAUUAUGGUGACAUUUAUUGUUGUCGUUGGUUUCCUAGUGUAAAGGUUGUAUUAAGUAGUGGAGCCGAUUUACGGAUCAAAAUUUGGAGCUCUGAUACUGGAGAAUGCGCUGGAACACUAGUGGGGCAUACAAAAGCUGUUACUGAUUUAGCUAUUAUAGACAGAGGACGAAAUAUAAUAUCUGUUUCAAAAGAUGGAACAUCAAAAUUAUGGCAUGUUGGUAGCGGAAAAGUAAUAGACGAUCUCAUUAAGUCAAAUCCAACAACAUACAUAAAUUGUUGUUCAAUAAGUUCACCUAAAAAUUUAAAUCUGGGAGAACGAAAUAUACCUGCUUCUGACCUAGAAAUCGGCACAAAUGAUAAAUGUCUGUUAAUUGGCUGUGAAAAUGGAAUGCUUUCGUUGAUCGGAGUGUAUGCACGUAAGAUACUUGCUACAAACAACUUAGACUGCCCAGUGAAUGCUUGUCAUUUGAACGAAGGCUCACAAAUUUAUGUUGGUUGCAAUGACGGACGUGUUAUUUGGCUAGACGAACAAUUAGUUAUUAAACACUGCAUAUUUGACACCAAUUCGCCAGUCCGUUGUCUCUGUUUGUUUAAAGAACUAGUGGUUUGCGGACAUGGCGAUGGUUCGUGCGUAAUGCGGUCGGUUAACAACAAAAAAGCAUACCUGACUGGCACCAAUGCUGAACCAAUCUACGAUGUCAGUACAGAUACAAGGUUUUUGUACACUGCAUGCAGAGACGGCGUCAUCAGGAAAUAUUUGCCUGAACUCUUAUAA
Messenger RNA from Macrosiphum euphorbiae (potato aphid), 1170 nucleotides. The record is from the annotation of a GenBank genome assembly. NCBI's taxonomy places the organism in Eukaryota, Metazoa, Arthropoda, Insecta, Hemiptera, Aphididae.